AAAAAAAAAAAAAAUUAAAUACCGUUUUUAGUAAAAAUGUCAUCAAACAAGCAUGCUAUUAAAAUUUCUGAGAGCAGGUUCUCAAUUUUAGAUGAUAACGAUGAUGAUACUAGUGAUAACGACAAUAAGUCCAAAGAUGUUGAAAAAAAUAAUAUAUCAAAUACAGUUAAAAAUGCAAAGAAAAAAGCGAGAAAGAAAAAAAAAGCUGCUGCUGAACAUAUCAGCACAAAUGAAAUUCGCAGUUUAGCAUUUACUAAACCAGUAUCAGCCAAAGCAAUACAGACUUUUAAUCAAUUACAUCAUUCUUUACCUCCGAAUCCCACAGUUAUAACAAAACCUGCAACUGUAUCUAUUGACAAUGUUAACCCUGAUUGGGAACAUUGGAAAGAAAAAGACAAAGAAUUUGUUGUUGAUCAGUUCCAAAAAGAUCUUCAAACAGCAUUGCGUUUAAGUGAAAUUGAGAUAAAGAAUGCUAAGCCUGUUCCAAUCAAGGUGAAAAAAAAGAAUAAAACCUUGUCACUAGAUGAGUUUUCAAAUAUAUCAUUUACAACUGAAACACCUUUGAAGCAACCUUUACCUACAAGAACAAUCUUAAACGGUUAUUGUCCUGAAGAAGUGGAUCCACACUACUUUGAACGCGAGAUUGUCCAAGCUCCUGAGAUUGUUCAAGCUCCUGAUCAAACUUCUAUUAAUACUACUAAUAAUACAAAUAAAAAAAAGAAAAAGAAAAAGCCUGCUCAUGUCGGAAGUGUCUUACCUGACUUGCAUUUUGAUGAAAAAAUAGAAGAUAAAAAUGAUGUUGUUCCUUCAAUAGAUAAAACUCUUUACGACUUUUUGAGGAAUGAGUUGCAUACCAAAGAUGAAGAAAUCGCAAGAUUAAACAAUACGAUUGAAACAUUUAAAGAAGAAUUAAAUGAAGUGAAGAGGAGAAACAAACAGUUGUGUUUUAUUCUUGGAGAAGGAGAAAUGAAAGAGAAAUAUGAGAUAUUACUACAAGUUGAACAGCUAACUGUUGUAAAAAACGAACUUUCUGAGCAGUUAGCGGAAAUGCAUGUAGCUUUGGAGCAAGAGCGUUCUAAAGUAUCUGCGUUAAAAUCAGAAGUCAACAAAUAUCAGAUUUCUCGUACCAAAACAAAAUCAAUAUGUGAAGAAAAGUAGAUUUCUAUAUAUAUAUAUUAAUAUU
This is a messenger RNA of Hydra vulgaris (swiftwater hydra), 1183 nucleotides long. RefSeq names its product G kinase-anchoring protein 1. Gene Ontology annotation, cellular component: Golgi apparatus. Gene Ontology annotation, biological process: signal transduction. Lineage: Eukaryota; Metazoa; Cnidaria; Hydrozoa; Anthoathecata; Hydridae. The record is from RefSeq and is a predicted model, not a curated record.